Molecule: messenger RNA, 1675 nt
Organism: Brienomyrus brachyistius
Lineage: Eukaryota; Metazoa; Chordata; Actinopteri; Osteoglossiformes; Mormyridae
Gene: yju2
Product: YJU2 splicing factor homolog
Exons: 8
Coding region: 117-1151 (344 amino acids)
Biological process (GO): mRNA splicing, via spliceosome
Cellular component (GO): U2-type catalytic step 1 spliceosome
Source: RefSeq, a predicted model, not a curated record
GGGAUGUCCUAGCCGGAAGUGACGCUAUAUUACUGGAAGUGUGCUCUGGCGUAGUUGUGUUGCUGUUCGGAUAAAUAUACUGUAUAUUUUCAUACGUUUUUAGCUUUGCCGAAGUCAUGUCUGAAAGGAAGGUUUUGAAUAAAUACUACCCACCGGAUUUCGAUCCCUCAAAAAUCCCCAAACUUAAACUUCCGAAAGAUCGGCAAUAUGUCGUGAGGUUGAUGGCGCCCUUUAACAUGAGGUGUAAGACAUGUGGUGAAUAUAUCUACAAAGGAAAGAAGUUCAAUGCCCGUAAAGAGACCGUUCAGAAUGAGCUUUAUCUGGGGCUACCGAUAUUCCGCUUUUACAUUAAGUGCACACGCUGCUUGGCUGAAAUCACCUUCAAGACCGACCCUGAAAAUACAGAUUAUGCCAUGGAGCAUGGUGCUACGCGCAACUUCCAAGCAGAAAAACUGAUUGAGGAAGAGGAGAAAAAACUGCAGAGGGAACGAGAGGAAGAGGAGCUUAAUAACCCUAUGAAGGUUCUUGAAAACAGGACUCGUGAUUCGAAGAUGGAGAUGGAGGUUUUGGAGAAUCUGCAGGAGCUGAAGGAGCUGAACCAGAGGCAGGCGCAGGUCGACUUCGAGGGAAUGCUGGGUCGCUACAAAGAAGAGGAGAAGUGGGAGAAGGAGAGGCAGAAGGAGGAGGACGAGAGGGAAACCCGGGAGAUGCUGGAAAAGGCCCUGGUGAAGAGGCUGCGGGACUCAGACUCGGACUCUGAUCAGGAGCGGGAGCAGACAAAGAGGACGGUCCGCCAGCAGGGCGGCGACAGACCUACGGACAUCCUCACCACCAGCGCACUGGGGCACCUGGACUCCAAGGUCUUGAAUUCUUCCAGGGGAGGAGUGAAACGUUCCCGAGUGGAGACGUGGGAGAGGAGUGUUGGGGGGCUCGGUGGCGGCCCCCUGGGGGCGCUGGUAGUGAGGAAGAAACCGGGAUCUUCGACCCAAACACCCACAGCUCCCAGUUCACAAGCGGUCAAUUCCACUCAGCCAGACCCCAGCCCGACAGAAGCAGCUCUUCCAGCCGACACCAGCCCGCCGGGCCCGGCCACGUGCAGUUCCUCGCUCAGCCUGCUGGGGGCGUACUCCGACAGCGAGGACAGUGAGUGAGGGCGGCCACGCCUGUCAGCGCUGGGGCACAUUUUCUUUGUCACAAAGAAAUCGGCAUGUGGCGUGGGGGGGGCACACCGAGCACUGUGUCGUAUCGCCGAUCCCUCAAGAUGGAGGAGGGGGGGGGGGGGGGCAGCCCACUUGUUUUAUUCUCUUCUUAAUUAAAUGUGCUUAAAGAACCAGUUGCUGAAAAGCGUCAUCUUGUCUUUAUUUAAUGAUCACGUUGUGAUGCUGCCCUGAAUGUAUGGGUGAACAUUAACUGCUGCUUUGUACCCGGGCAGUCGGUGACACCGGUCUCCUGGGCCGUCUGCCGUCCUGCCUUUUCCCUGCUGUCCCCUGCGUCCGUCUUUAGUCACAGCCUCCUCUGCCGGCCCUCGAGCCUCUGAUAGCAGGACGGUGAUGGUGCUGGGGGAGUUUGCCCCCCCCACAUUUACCUCCAGGGACAGGGUGAGAUCAUGGCUCUUGAGGGGAGGCUUUAAUGGGCCCUUUAUUGCCCGAGACGCCACCGUGUGCAUUAUCGGGGA